AUGAAUGCCAUAUAUAACCAUGCCGUGAAGCAGAAGAACCAAUUGCAACAGGACAUUGCUAAAUUUGAGAAGGAUCAUUUGACAGCUCCGAUUUCAUUACAAGGUUCUGUAUCUGCGACUUUAGUCGCCUUUGAGAAAAGUAUCAGCCAGUACAAGGAUCGAUUGAACCAGUUCAAGAUCGACACCAAAAAUUCAACUACAGAUCCAGGAAAUGAAGAAAUUAUAGCAAAAGGUGAAAGCAGACUGGCGUCAUUGUCCCAGGAACAUAAAGAAUUCGCAGCUAAAUUUAAGGAGUUAAAACAAAAAUAUAACGAAUCCAAUGCAAGAACCCAGUUAUUUUCCUCUUCUUCCACUAGUGAAAACCCUUUCAGUACAGAGAAUAGCAAUAUGAAUAAACGUAACAUCGGAGGUCCUCAGAACUCAGCCUUGCCAAUGACUAAUGAUGACCAUUAUGACGACAAAGGAAUGUCAAAAUUUGAUGGCUUGAUGAAAGAACAAAGUAUCUUCCAAAGAGGUAAUGCCCAACUAGAUAUGAUUUUAGAAAUGGGUCAACAAUCUCUGGAAGAUAUAAUGGAACAAAAUCAAAUUUUACAGAAAGUUCAGGAUCAAAUGACAAGCGGUUUAAGAACUUUAGGUGUAUCGGAUGAAACAAUCACAAAUAUUAAUAGAAGAGUGUUCAAAGAUAAAUUGAUCUUUUGGAUAGCACUUGCAUUGAUGUUCAUAGGUAUGUACUUGGUUUUAAGAUGGUUGAGAUAG
Molecule: messenger RNA, 756 nt
Organism: Vanderwaltozyma polyspora DSM 70294
Lineage: Eukaryota; Fungi; Ascomycota; Saccharomycetes; Saccharomycetales; Saccharomycetaceae
Gene: BOS1
Product: Bos1p
Exons: 1
Coding region: 1-756 (251 amino acids)
Biological process (GO): endoplasmic reticulum to Golgi vesicle-mediated transport; vesicle fusion
Cellular component (GO): Golgi apparatus; SNARE complex; ER to Golgi transport vesicle membrane
Molecular function (GO): SNAP receptor activity; SNARE binding
Source: RefSeq, a predicted model, not a curated record